AAUGCAAUGUAAUGUAAUCGAUGUAAACAUUAAAUAAUUGUGAAAAAUUAAUUAUUAAAUAUUAGUUAAGUUAUUAAAUAUUAGUUAAUAUGGCUCAAAGUGCGGCCAGUUCCAGCUCUUCCAGGCGAACUGGAAGAGACCACGAGGGCCCUCCUGGCGGCGCUCAGAGAUUUCCUGACACUGAAUGGGAGGCAAAAGAGUCUCAUCGACAGAGGGAAUUGGAAGAAGCCAGGGCCAGGACAGCCCAGAUGGAAAAAACUAUGAGAUGGUGGUCUGAUUGUACAGCAAAUUGGAGAGAAAAAUGGAGCAAGGUUCGAAAUGAAAGAAACAAAGCAAUCGAAGAAACUAAAGCACUAAAAGCCAAAUUAGAAGAAGCUCUAAAAGACACAAAUACGAUAAAAAGGGAUAAAAAUGAGCUGGAGCAGCAGAUAAAUUUGUUGAAGAAAGAAUUAGAAAGUAUGCAGAUAGGUGGUACUAAAACAGGGAACAAGUAUGAUAACCAUUUGUUGGAUGCAUUGGAAAGCGAUCUUAUUUGCGAUUUAGCACAGAGCAAUGCAAGGCCAAACAUUUCACAACUAGAAUUCGAAAUGAUAAACAACGACAAUGGACAUGAAAAUAACGUCGAGUUAAAUGGAUCGUCGGCUGGUCCAUCUGUGAUGAAUUUUAAGAACAAAAAUUGCAGGAGUAAGAAUCAGACUGACGAGUACAUUCUACAGAGUGGACUUACGAAACAUGGUGUUGAGCUUUUUAAGGAUGGAGCUCAUUCAGAGAUAUCAGAAAAAAUGGAUUCGAUGGAGAAGAAAAUGAAUUUUUUGAAGACACAAUUAGAGGAUGCGUUGACAAAACUCGACACCGAAAAAGAAGAGAAAUUCACAUUACAAGAAACGAUAGCUACAUUGACCCAAGAAGUUUCAGAAUUGAGAUCCCAAUGUGAACAUCUCACCAGUGAUAAAAUGAGUUUGGAAAGAGAUUCUGUCGGUUUCAAAGAACAAUUAAGAAUACUAAAAGCAGCUUUAACAGACGAAACUUCCAUAAAAGAGGCACUGACUAGAAGACAAUUACAUUUAAGAAACGAAUUGGAUAGGAUACAUUCAGAGCAUGAUAUAGAAUGGUGGAGGCGAGAACGGUGUGAAACUCAAAAAAAUGCUUUGGAAAGAGAAAAUGGCUCGUUGAGAGCUGAAUUGGAGGAACUGCAAAGCGUUUUAGCCAUCAGGGAUCAUGGUGGUGCAAAAUAUAAAAAUCUGCAAGCCAAGGAUCAGGAAAUAUUGGAUUUGAGGAAGGAAUUGGCGCAGAAAACAAAGGAAUUAGCUGACCUUAAACAUAUGCAUGGAAAAUUGAAAAAUUGCUACCACGACACACUGACUUCUGUUUCUCAAGCUCAAAGCCGGUCUGACCAGUAUGAAAAUGAAAUUAAAAAAUUGAGAGGAAGAAUAGAUGAACUAAAGCAAGAACUAUACAAUGCUGAACGAGAAGUAGAAAGCGCCACAAAUAAUAUUAGGAGACUUCACAGAACAAAUGAAGAACUGCAGGCGCAAAUUGGAGUUUUUCAGACUCAGAUGGAUCAAUUGCACAAUAGAUUGCAAAGCUGUGAUUCCCCAAGUUUGUUGUCAAUAAGAGGACCUCCGGAAGAGGCAUCUGAAAGUGAAACUGAUUAAAAGGUUCCAUCAUAAUCGGUAGAGACGUGUUUAAAUAGGAA
Ctenocephalides felis (cat flea) is the source of this 1696-nucleotide messenger RNA. Its product is annotated as coiled-coil domain-containing protein 102A. Bases 90 to 1655 code for a protein of 521 amino acids. Lineage: Eukaryota; Metazoa; Arthropoda; Insecta; Siphonaptera; Pulicidae. The record is from RefSeq and is a predicted model, not a curated record. The transcript is spliced from 10 exons.